CCCAGAUUCUACGGAGGGGAGGAACAGAUUCCGCCUCUGAAUGGGGAGAGUAGUGAGGAAGCUGUGCCAUCUUUACCCCUCCACGGGGGCUGUGCGGAGUCUCCAUGAGAGUAGUUGCAGGUGGUAGCCAUGUCUGUGGUGAUGGCAGUGGGAGAAGCUGCUUGGAAGCCCGGGCCUGUGCAGGAGUGACUCGCCUAUUCAAUAGAGUAACACACAGCAUCAAAUGAAAUCCACGAUACAGUAAAAGAAUAGCAAAAAUUCCCAACAAUUGGAGAAUACUCACGAGGAAAACACUGCCACAGAGCCGAUGAAGACCAUCCAAGUGUGAAUCCAUUGACUUAAAUGAGUGCAGUAAUUGUCUCUAUGAAGCAGACCUGACAUAACUUUUAAAAAUCAUCAUUUUGGAAUGCCUAAUGCAAUAGUUGACUCAGGGAAGGCCCAUCAAAAGAUGCUAAUCCAUCAGGGAGAAGAUGUGGAAACCAGGCUCCGAGAGGUUAUUGGCCUGCUGAAAUUGCUAGGAAAAGGGAGCGCUGGAGUUUGGACCAGCUAGUGUUGCUGAGGCCACUAGAAGAGCUUGGGGAAAGCAGCCGGCUUUACAAGGCAGCAUGAAGGAAGGGGACCCACGCACAGUGGCGCCUGAACCUCAUUGUGGAAUAGGAGGACUUGCUGCGGGCUCCCUCUGCUGUGGCUUCUGCUGAUGGAAAGGGGCUCCAUGCUGCUUUUCCUAAAAGCGUAACUGGCUAAAGGUCCUGGCUGGUGAUGCAAUGUGGUGUCACCAGUGGAAACGCCCUUCUGCACAUCAAAUGGAGCAGUCCUUAUGCUGGGACUAGGAGUGCUCCUUUUCAGUCCCGAGAUCAGGUAAAAACCAUGAUCUCACAAGACAUCAGUGAGAAAAAGCCAAUGGAUUUGUCUUAACAUCUACUUGGAAUAUAGAGCAGCUAUCAUUAAUGAAGAAUUUUCUCAUAAGUGAUCGUGAUCCUCAGUGCAACCUCCACUGCUCCAGGACUCAACCCAAACCCAUCUGUGCUUCAGACGGCAGGUCCUAUGAGUCCAUGUGUGAGUACCAGCGCGCCAAGUGCCGAGACCCAACCCUGGGUGUGGUACAUCGAGGUCGAUGCAAAGAUGCUGGACAGAGCAAGUGUCGCCUGGAGCGGGCUCAGGCCCUAGAGCAAGCCAAGAAGCCCCAGGAGGCGGUGUUUGUCCCAGAGUGUGGCGAGGAUGGCUCCUUUACCCAGGUGCAGUGCCACACUUACACAGGGUACUGCUGGUGUGUCACCCCGGAUGGGAAGCCCAUCAGUGGUUCUUCUGUGCAGAAUAAAACUCCUGUAUGUUCAGGUUCAGUCACUGACAAGCCCUUGAGCCAGGGUAACUCAGGACGGAAAGAUGACGGGUCUAAGCCAACGCCCACAGCAGAGACUCAGCCGGUGUUCGACGGGGAUGAAAUCACAGCUCCCACACUAUGGAUUAAGCACUUGGUCAUCAAGGACUCCAAACUGAACAACACCAACAUAAGGAAUUCAGAGAAAGUCCACUCGUGUGACCAGGAACGGCAGAGUGCCCUGGAGGAGGCCCGGCAGAAUCCCCGCGAGGGCAUUGUCAUCCCCGAGUGCGCCCCUGGGGGGCUCUAUAAGCCUGUGCAGUGCCACCAAUCUACCGGCUACUGCUGGUGCGUGCUGGUGGACACGGGGCGCCCACUGCCCGGGACCUCCACACGCUACGUGAUGCCCAGUUGUGAGAGUGACGCCAGGGCCAGAAGUGUGGAGGUGGACGAUCCCUUCAAGGACAGGGAGCUGCCAGGUUGUCCAGAAGGGAAGAAAAUGGAAUUUAUCACCAGCCUACUGGAUGCCCUCACCACUGACAUGGUGCAGGCCAUUAAUUCAGCAGCACCCACUGGAGGUGGGAGGUUCUCAGAGCCGGACCCCAGCCACACCCUGGAGGAGCGAGUGGUGCACUGGUACUUCAGCCAGCUGGACAGCAACAGCAGCAAUGACAUUAACAAGCGGGAGAUGAAGCCCUUCAAGCGCUAUGUGAAGAAGAAAGCUAAGCCCAAGAAAUGUGCCCGGCGUUUCACCGACUACUGUGACCUGAACAAGGACAAGGUCAUCUCACUGCCCGAGCUGAAGGGUUGCCUGGGUGUCAGUAAAGAAGGUGGUAGUCUUGGCAGCUUCCCCCAGGGAAAGCGAGCUGGCACAAACCCAUUCAUAGGCCGCCUCGUCUAAGGAGCAGGAAGCCCAAGGGCAGGUGGAGAGACCAGAGAUACAGGAUGGCUCACGACCCCAACCUCGGCGCUGCCUCGCCCAGCCGCAUCCCCUGUAACAUAAGUGGUGCCCAACGUGUUUGCACUUUUAAUAAUUCGUAUUUGCGUGUUUUCUUUUUGGUUUCAUUUUUAAACACCAAUAUCUAAUACCGGUGGGGAAAGGAAAGGGAAGAAAGACUGUUUAUUCUCUUAUUGUAAGUUUCUUUGGAUCUGCUACUGACAACUUUUAGGUUUUUUUGUUUGUUUUGUUUUGCAGGGGGGAGGGUUUGCUGGGACUGAGAAGAAAGAGAUUUAUAUACUGUAUAUAAAUAUAUAUGUAAAUUGUAUAGUUCUUUUGUACAGGUGUUGGCAUUACUGUUGGUUUACUCUCCUCCCUGUCCCUGCUGUGGGCUGUGGGGGCUCUGGCCCAACUUUCUAGAACCCAGGCCUCGCCCAGCCCACCUGGACUAGGUGUGCAUCUGGGGGAAUUCUGUGAUUAUCCGCAGACUCCAUCGGGUCUUGUGUGGUGGAGGAGCUUCCUGGGGUGUGGCUGGCGGGUCAUCUCACGGUUGGCCUUCUGGGCCACAGAUGGAGCUGCCCCAAGGGAGGGCACAGCCUGCACGCACAGCUCUCCCAAGCCCAGGUGCUCCUGGUCUCCUGACCUUCAGGUGGCUCAGAAUUGGUGGGGCCACCACUAUGCUAGCAAAUUAUCCUUAGAGGGUUUGCACUUAGUCCAUUGAAACAUUCUCACCCAUUUGGCAUCCACUCUGUAAAUCACGAGGGGGAAGCAAAGAAGAAAAAGGCACACAGUGAGGCCUUUUAUUUCAGCGACACUGCCUAUUUUAAGUAGCCAGCAAGAGGCCGGGAAGCCUGUGAGUCAGUGCCGAGACAGGAAGACUUCUCACCUCUGGCAAAGCCACCCCUGAGGCUUCCUGAGAUGUGGCCCUCUCAGGCCUGAGUCAGAGCUGUUCCACCGCGCCCCUCCUCUCUCUCCCCAGCCAUCAUCGCUGGUCGGAGGGAGGAGCUGAGUUGAUCACCGUGUUGGUAACUCAACGAUUUUAUGUUUCUUUUAACCCAAUACUGCGGUUCUUUCUGUUCCCUCAAAUCUUCUCACUGGCAUCCAGGCUUAAGGCCAAUUCCAGAAGCAAAAUUGAUCUUGGGCCUCCUAUUCUGUCCCCCUUAAAAGUGCAGGGCCAAUAACCCAGCUAUGGGGAGAUUCAGGCCCAGCUUGCAACAGACGUUUCACCAGGACUCCAGCAGGGCUGCCCAGCCUUCAAGACAGAUGUGCAGCUUCCUCUGCCCAGGGGACUGUGCUCAUUCAGACACCUCCUGCCCGAGCGACCAGUGACCGUAGCACCUCUUCUCACGAGCUGCCUUGGAGGCCUCCCUGGGGCUGAAGUUGCCCGGACUGGCAUCCUAAUCGGAUUGCCGUUGGAAGCCUGGCCUCAGCGUGGUCUCGCCUCAGUAUUCCCAGAAGCACAUGCACCUGGGCAGACGGUGUAUCCCCUUUCAGGACUGGGAGAUACUGGUGCUAUGAGCAGCAGCCCCCUCCCUCCCCAGACCCUGCUUUGGAGUGUGCCCCACUGGCGGGUGUGGCUCCUCAGGACAUGAUCUGAUGGAGCUCGGGCUGGAGAGGAAGGUGCUUGCUAUUUGGUGAAAGUCCUGGAGGUUGUUUCCCUGGUGACUGGAGGCCCCUUCCAACAUGGUGAGACCUGGACCAGAAAACUCAGUGUGCUGGAGCUGACAUACCUUCCAGAAGAUUCCAGCCCCAUCUCUGGCCUGGAGCAAGCACAAAACACAGAGGAAGUAGAGGAAGUGCCUCCUUGUAGAAAUUCAGAAUCUCCCCAGGCAUCUUCUGCCUCAUAUGUGUGUGUAGACUGUGUGGUAUGGUUUUCCUUUGUGUGGAGGGAGGGAGAUGAUUUGUAGCUUGUUUUAUAAAAAUAAAAAUAGAUAAACCUG
Messenger RNA from Talpa occidentalis (Iberian mole), 4195 nucleotides. It is a transcript of the gene SMOC1, whose product is annotated as SPARC related modular calcium binding 1. Gene Ontology annotation, biological process: extracellular matrix organization. Lineage: Eukaryota; Metazoa; Chordata; Mammalia; Eulipotyphla; Talpidae. Bases 948 to 2219 code for a protein of 423 amino acids. Gene Ontology annotation, molecular function: protein binding; extracellular matrix binding; heparin binding. Gene Ontology annotation, cellular component: basement membrane. The transcript has 17 exons. The record is from RefSeq and is a predicted model, not a curated record.